This is a messenger RNA of Ictalurus punctatus (channel catfish), 6096 nucleotides long. RefSeq names its product kinesin family member 20Ba (gene kif20ba). Gene Ontology annotation, molecular function: microtubule binding; ATP binding; plus-end-directed microtubule motor activity. NCBI's taxonomy places the organism in Eukaryota, Metazoa, Chordata, Actinopteri, Siluriformes, Ictaluridae. Bases 204 to 5381 code for a protein of 1725 amino acids. Gene Ontology annotation, cellular component: nucleus; spindle microtubule. The transcript is spliced from 36 exons. Gene Ontology annotation, biological process: microtubule-based movement; mitotic spindle assembly. The record is from RefSeq and is a predicted model, not a curated record.
GCCAGGGUUGGUUUAAGGAAAUACAUUGCGGUUGGAUCUGCGCGCUACACAAACUGACGGUAUGAAGCAGAAAACCGUUUAAAAUUCGCUGAUAUUUUCAUGACAGCUGUUUCCUAGUUGUUGUUUUAGCUGGUUAGUUUAAUAAUUAGCGAGUUUAGAGUCGUGGUUUUAUCGUCGGAGGAGUGUAACCGUCAUCCAGCACCAUGAUGGAGUCAUGCUUUAACGAUAAGGUGGCCAGGGCCGAAACCAUCCUGGUAGACGACCUGAGGAGAGAUCUGCGCUUCGAUCUGACUGAAAUGGCAGCAGCUCAGGACUCUAGCUGCUUGGACAGAGAGUUUUUACAGGUGUACCUCCGGGUCAGACCGUUCUCGCAGGCUGAAAUCGAAAACGGAGAAUCGCAGGACUGCAUCACCAUCCAUCCUCCUGACACGGUCCUCCUCAAAGCCCCGAGGUCGUCCCUCUCAGCCCGAGCGAGUGAAAAAUCAGUUCCACAAACAGCACAGCGCUUUCAGUUCUCUCAGGUUUUCGGAGCGGACACGUCGCAGAAGGACCUGUUUGACGGCACGGUGAGGAAUCUGGUCAGAGACGUCCUGGAGGGAAAAAACUCUCUGGUCUUUACGUACGGAGUCACAAACGCAGGAAAGACCUUCACCUUUUUAGGCCCAGAACACGACGUAGGCGUCCUGCCGCGCUCCAUAAACAUGAUCUUCAGCAGUCUGGAGGGUCGGAUCUUCACCCAGACCAGCGUGAAGCCUCACCGGUCCCGGGACGUUCUGAAGCUCAGCAGGGAGCAGCAGGUGGAGGAGAACAUCAGCAAACGCAACCUCCUCAGACUCCUCAGAGAGAAUGAAACUCAGAGAAACACAAGCAGCCUGAACUCCAGCUCCAGAUCUGAAGGUCCGGAUCCGGCCGAUCCCGACAGCUCGGCGUCUGACCGGAGCUUCGGCGUGGACACGGAUCUCCACGCCAGGUUCUCCGUCUGGGUGUCGUUCUGCGAGAUCUACAACGAGAACGUCCACGACCUGCUGGAGCAGCCGAGCGGAACCGGAACACGCCGGGCCAACCUGCGCCUCUGUCACGACACCAAGGGGAACUCCUUCAUCAAGGAUCUGCGCUGGGUGCAGGUGAACAGCUCAGAUGAAGCGUUUAAAGUCAUGAAACUGGGCAAAAAGAACCAGAGCAUUUCAUCCACCAAACUCAAUCAGCUGUCCAGCAGGAGUCACAGUAUCUUCACGGUGAGGAUUUUGAGGAUCGAGGACGUCUCCUCUCUCAGUGUGCAGUCUGUGAGCGAACUCUCGCUGUGUGACCUGGCAGGAUCGGAGCGAUGUGGUAAAACCCAGAACAAAGGAGAUCGACUGAAAGAGGCAGGAAACAUCAACACAUCCCUGCUCAGCCUGGGGAAAUGCAUCAACGCUCUGAAAGGCAGCCAGCAGGCCAGGCAGCACGUCCCGUUCAGAGAGAGUAAACUCACACACUACCUCCAGGGGUUCUUCACGGGUCGUGGCAGGGCCGCCAUGAUCGUCAACAUCAACCAGUGCGCUUCCAUGUACGACGAGACGCUCAACGUCCUCAAGUUCUCCGCUGUGGCACAGAAGGUGGUGGUCCUCAGCGUCCCCUCUGUCCUCCCGUUGGUGGUGAAGAGGAGUGCGAGGGAGGUCUCCUUCAUCAUUAAUAAGGCGACUCUGCGUGAAGCGCGGCGCACAUCUCUGGUACGAUGGGAGCACAGCCGGGGGGGCGGGGACGAGGUGUCAGAGGAGGAGGACGAGGACGAGGAGAGCCUGCUGGAGGACACACUGCCGGAGGAAGAAGGGAAGGAGACAGUGCUGCUGGAUAAAGAGGUGUAUGAGAAUCAGCUGCUGCAGUUAGAGGAGCUGCAGGAACAGUUGAGAACGGCGAGGGCGGAGACUGUAGCUGUGGAGGGUCGAAUCAGAGAGGAAGUGACUAAAGAAUUCUCUGAUCUCUUCACUCAGAUGCAAAAUGACUACAAUGAGCGUAUAAGUAAAGAGCGAGAGCUGGUGGAGGAGAGGUGUGAGCACCGACUCGAGAUUUUCAAACGGUUAGUGGAGAAAACCAGCGGAGAAGCGGGCGGCGACGAGCGAGAGGAUCCUGCUGAAGCACAGGAGCGAGAGCCUCCGAAUCUAGACUGCAUGCUGGACUCCAUGUCCACUGAUCUGGCCGGAAUCAGGAAGGACGCCGAGGCGGCUCAGUCGUGCCUGGUGAACCGUGACGGCCAACCCGCAGUGACGCUGCGUGACCUUGAGAAAAAGGUCACAGAACUGACCGAGAAGCUCGGUGAAACGCAGAAGCAGCUGGAGAGCAGAACGCAGGAGUUGGAAGCUCAGAGCGGCCUGGUGGAGGAGCUGGAGGACAUGAGGAAGACGUUGCAGAGCCGUGAGCAGAGACUGGGUGAUCUGAUGGUAAUGUGUGUGGAGAAAGACGAUGUGAUCACUAAAGUCCAGGCGGAACUGGAUCGAGCCGUAGAGGACCGCACCAAGAACCUGGCUCUGAUUCAGGAACUCCAACAGCGCCACUGCACAUGCUCAGGACGACAGACGCACCCCGAAACCAGGAAGCGGAGACAGGAAGGGGCGGGAUUGGAGGACCUCCACAGUCAGCCUCCUUUAAAGAAAGGGUCUCUUAAGGACACGAUGAUCUCAGAAGAUCCUGUGGAUAAAGAUAAUGAUGACGGUCAUGAGCCACCUCUGGCUGAGGUCAAAGGAUCCCCGGGCGUCUGUGAUAUCAACUCGUCUAUGACUGAGGUCAAAGGUCAAGUUGACCGUCUUCGAACCGAAUUGAAUCAGAAAGAAGAGAGGAUCACGGAUCUGGAACGGGAACGCCAAACCCUGGAGUUCUGCAUCCAGGAGCUGAAAUCGGCGCUGGAAGAAGAGAAACGAUCCCGCGCCGUAGUCCUACGGGAAACUGAGCAGAAGAUAGCGGAAGAGCAGCGAACGUUUCAGUCCGUCAUCAUGAGGAUGAACGAGACAGAGGAGAAACUUGCCGCCGUCUUAAGAACGUCUAAGAUGGAGGAGCAGGGAUCUGAGAUCGAGCACAAAAGCACCGUCAUCAAAAAUCUAGAACAGGAAAUGACUCGUCUCAAGCAGGAAGCGGAGGACACGCGCGACGAAGUCUCCAGGCUACGGAAGGAGAAUGAGAGUAAAGGCGAGAGAGUGAAAAUCCUGGAAGGACAGCUGCUGGAAAACGAAAACACCCACGACAACCUCCAGAAAGUGAACUCUGACCUCCUGGCUGAGAACACAAACAUGAAGGGUGUGAUCAAGGAGUUGGAGGAGAAAGCAGCACUUCUCCUAGUGAAGGAGAGCACGCUAAAACAAAAACAUCGGACGGACCCAGAGCUGUCCGAUAAAGAGGCCCGGCUUGCCAAGAGGGAGGCGGAGCUUGCUGCAAAGGAGGCGGAGCUUUCUGUUGCCCAGCAGGAAGCACAGGAGGCACGAAAGAGAGAGGUGGAGAGGAGGAGAGAGCUGCUGGCUGUAGCCGAAGAGGCCAUUGCUCAAAAAGGUGCAGAACUUCAAAAACGAGAGGCGGAGAUCACCAGGCUAAAGGAGGAGAUGAAGUGCAGUAGUGGAAAGUUGUCGAGUCUCUCCUUAGACAUACAGAGGAGAGAGGAUGAGUCGUCUGAUCUGAGGGAGAAACUCGCCGACUCGAAGAAACAGAUUCAGCAGGUGCAGAAGGAGAUCUGCUCCAUGCGCGAUGUAGAAAAGUCUCUAAAGCAGAAACUGAGCGAUGUGGAGAAGAUGAAAUCCCAGCUACAGAACGAACUCUCGAACCGAGAUCGCACCAUCCAGCAGCUCAGGAGUUCCAGUUCAUCUGAUUCUAAGAAGGAGGAUCACGUCCGUCUUCACGAAAAAGCUCUUAAAGAUCUGAAGGAGCGUCAGGCUGUGAUAGAGGAGAUGCGUUUGGUUCUCAGUGAGCAGGAGGAGACUCAGACUCAGAUGGACCUGGAGCUGGAGAACAGAGAAACUCAGAUCCAUCAUCUCACUCAGGAGCUGGAGAACCUGAAAGAGCUGCUCCUGAAACAAAGAUACAGUAAACAGUUACAUCAUCAUGAACCGGCGCGCAGUGAUGACAUCACACGCGCCAAAGAAGAAGCGGCGCAGGCUCAGGACGACCUGAAGGCAAUCGGUGAGAAACAUCAGGCCGAGCGCAGGAAGUGGACGGAGGAGAAGCUUGUCCUGAUUGCUCAGGCGAAGGACGCAGAGGAGAGGAGGAACCAGGAUAUGAGACGCUAUGCCGAGGACAGAGAGAGACACGCCCGCCAACACACUGAGAUGGAGUCGCUGAAGGCCCGUUUGGCUGAGCGUGAGCAGGAGAUGGACGAGUGGAGGAAGGAGAGAGACACACUCGUGUCUGCUCUGGAGGUCCAGCUGAAGAAACUCGUCUCCACCAUCACAGAGAAAGACGAGCAGAUCGGGGAGCUGAAGCGCACUGACGCACUUCAGCCACCAGAGGUGCGUGACAGUGGAGUGAUGGAGCAGCUGAAGGAGAAGGAGGCGGAGCUUCAACAACUGAGAGAGCAGCUCAGAGAGACAACACACACCACUACAGAGUCAUCUACACAGACUGUGCUGGUGGAGGAGUGUGUAUCUGAGCGGCUGGUGCACAGCACCACUCUGAAACACACAGGCCGAACUCGAGCAUCCGUCACCAGCCAGGGUUCUUGCGGCAGCGGUCCGUCCGUAUUGGACUCGUCGGUCAUCUCCACGGAAACGGGUCGGUGUUCUCGGUUCCCGCGGCCUGAGCUGGAGAUCUCGUUCAGCUCCCUGCAUCCCGAACGCUUCCGACUGAAACGCCCCGGAGAGACCGGAGAGAUCACCGUCAACGUCUCACACACACACAACGCUCGCAAGAGGAAGAGCAGCGAGGUGGAGAGGAAGCGAGGCAGCAACAGAAAGACCAAAGCGAGACCCAGCACAGCUCCUCAGGACGGGGUGGAGAGUGAGAACAGGAGGAAUAUGAGGUGUAAGACAGCUCCGAGUCUCCCUGCACACCAGGAAGAGGAGGUGAGAGAAACGUUCCCCUCGAUACAGAUAGAAAUGAUGUCUCCUGCUCUAGUUGGGAAAAGUUCCCAUGAUUCCCAGUCGAGUCUGCGAGGGAAAAAGGAGGGAAAGUUGCAGAAGAUUGGAGAUUUCCUGAACAGCUCUCCGACGUUCCUGGGCAGUAAAGCUAAGAGGAUCAUGGGAUUGAUGAGUGGAAGGUCUCCGGAUGAAGGUGGCUCGUCUCUGAGUCUGAAACGCUCCAAACGAAAGAUCAACAUCUCGUCUCCUAUGAACGUCUCCGCUAAUCAGAUCAUCAGUCAUGAUGUGGAGGAGCGAGAAGAUCAGCUGAACAUCAAGAAACGACUUCGCACCAAAACACCCAAGUAGAUGUUUCUCCUCCAUCAUCGCUAUGACAUCCUCACUACAUCCUCACUACAUCCUCACUACAUCCUCACUACAUCCUCACUACAUCCUCACUACAUCCUCACUACAGCUACAUCCUCACUACAUCCUCACUACAUCCUCAUUACAUCCUCACUACAUCCUCACUACAUCCUCAUUACAUCUACAUCCUCACUACAUCCUCACUACAUCCUCACUACAGCUACAUCCUCACUACAUCCUCACUACAUCCUCACUACAUCCUCACUACAUCCUCACUACAUCCUCACUACAGCUACAUCCUCACUACAUCCUCACUACAUCCUCAUUACAUCCUCACUACAUCUACAUCCUCACUACAUCCUCAUUACAUCUACAUCCUCACUACAUCCUCACUACAUCCUCACUACAGCUACAUCCUCACUACAUCCUCGCUACAGCGUCACUGUAUCCUCUCCUCUCACCAGCACUUUUACCUCCUGUUUUUAUUGCACACUUUUAUCUUUUAUCUGUAUUUUGUGUACUGUAUUAUAUCUCACUGUAUAAUGGCUGACUGACUUUAAAUAAGGGUUAGGAUUUAAAUAUUUUAUAUUAUUAUCUAUAACACUAAUGAAUAUAUACAUGAAGCUAUAGGGAGAUGUUUGUUUGUUUGUUUGUUUGUGUAAUCUGUGACGAUGUUUAUUCAGUCUGUCUGGAUAAAUAAAUGUAAAUACCACACAAA